AUGUCAAGCAGUAAAAGCAGCACAGUGAAAGGUCGAGAUGCGGCAUUUGUUGGUCUCAAAGAAAAUCAGUUUGCUAUUCUUGAUGAUGACAAGACAGGGUUGGCAGUAUAUACACUACCAGGAGAAGCUUCACAAGAAACUAAGGAAAAUGAUAAACAUUUUGAAGAAAAUCAACCUACGGAAACUAACAAUUGUUCAAUUCGUGGCCCAACACCAUUUAUGUUUGAAACUGAAGUUGAUCGUAUCUAUUCAACUCCUUUAGAUUCAACUUUAAUGUUUGCUUCUCAUGGGAACCAAAUUGGACUAGUGAAGCUCACACAAGGGUACCGCCUUUCCACUUCAUCUUCCAAUGGUCAUUAUAUAUCAACCAAGGGCGAGGGCAAAAAGUUAAUCAAGUUGAAAGGAAAUGAGAUUGUACUUCAGGAGACAGAAGAGCGGUAUCACAAUAGGACAGAAUUGGAGCCUAACUAA
This is a messenger RNA of Sphenostylis stenocarpa, 471 nucleotides long. The record is from the annotation of a GenBank genome assembly. Lineage: Eukaryota; Viridiplantae; Streptophyta; Magnoliopsida; Fabales; Fabaceae.